This is a messenger RNA of Colletotrichum lupini, 1548 nucleotides long. RefSeq lists its product as uncharacterized. NCBI's taxonomy places the organism in Eukaryota, Fungi, Ascomycota, Sordariomycetes, Glomerellales, Glomerellaceae. The transcript is spliced from 13 exons. The record is from RefSeq and is a predicted model, not a curated record. Bases 1 to 1548 code for a protein of 515 amino acids.
AUGUCCAAGACGGCCCAUCCUGGUGUCGGGGAAACCACUCCUCAGACCAAUCCCCCAGCGCAGAUCCAUCAUCCGCGCCGAGGUUCUGCCUUAAUACGCUUCCGUUGGCCCAGGGCCGUCUCAUUCAAGGGCGGGGUACGCAAGUAUGUACGCAAGUAUGCUCGAUGGUUAAGGCAUCCCAUAUUGUUGCGCGCGUUUGGGAGAUCCGCUACGAGCGGGCUGCUUCUGGACGGCAGCGCAGCCCGCUAUACGGGUUCUGUCAAAGUUGUCAAACUCAAAGCUCACAGACACGAGCAGGGCGCCACAAGCAGCGAAUCCUCUUAUCGCGGCGGCCAAUUCAUUCCCACAUGGGACGGAUACAGAAGUACAAGGCAACAGACCGAUGUCACCGUACGUACCGGAUGCAUGCAAAAAGAGAAGAGAAAACGAGGGGCAGCAAGCGGCGUCGACCCUCGGAAGCGUUUGGAUGGGUGUUAUCAGAGGACCAUUAAGACCCAGUCCUGUUGCAACAACCUCCCCCGCCUGCCGCAGAGAGUGUCUCCACUCACUGAACGCCGUGACCCGGCUUCGGCGGUCCGCAAGGUCUGUCGCAUUGGGGUUGCCAUCGUAGACUCGCGGCUCCCCGGCUUUAGAUCACCAGAAAACGCUGAUCUACGGUUCUCGAGCCCCUCUGGGCGUCUGGGGAUGGCAAGCGCGCUUGUCUCGCAUGACGAGACACACGUUCAGCAUGCGGUGUCCUUGAUUUCUUGGUUCUCACGGGGCGAGGGAGGGUCGUCACGAGCCCACCUUGCUCCGCUCUGGAAGUCAUACUGGACUGUGUGGGAGGGCCCGGAUUUGUGUGAGCGCCGAAGCGGUCGGACAGAAGGCCGCGCCGCGUUCGACUCCAGAUCGAGACUCAUCGAGAUGCUAUCGAAAGGUUAUCUGUUCAAAUCAGGUGUGAUGAAUCUCACGGUGUUUGAGAGAUACGGGACCCAACUCGCUUUUUUCUCGUCUUCUUCCUGCAUAGAUAUCAGCUGUCCUCAAUGGACUCCAGAAUCGUGUCACCAACACGAAACGGGCAGAGUGCCUGACCUCAAGCAAGAACUCUUGCUAGACGUAAAUGAACAGUUUGAUACUUCUGACGUCGCAGUAUCUGCAUUAAGAUUGGCGAGCCUCAACAAUGGUCAAGGACAAAGACAGAUGGAAGCCCCUGGCAUCUUCAAGGUCUUCUUAUGGACCUUCUCUCAGAUUCGUUUCCAGCUUUCAAUUUCUAGGGGACAUGUGUGUGAUGAAUUGUUUGCCAUGAAAAAUGUAGUCGACUUUCUUGGAAGGAAGGAAGCUGAGAGUCGCUCCUUCCUUUUUGUGAGCCACCAUAGACCUGCCCUCCUACUUUUGCACCUUUCACCUUUCACCUUUCACCUUUUUUCCAAAUUUUCACCUCCCAGGAAGACAUUUACACAAAGCAACAACUUCUUCCUCUCACUCCAAUCGUCAAUCCCACUCCUCUGCCCUGAUUUGAUCACAUCGACGCCCCCAAUGCAAUUGCCUCCGUCUCCUUGGCGACUGUAA